Messenger RNA from Diplodia corticola, 1260 nucleotides. RefSeq names its product gpi mannosyltransferase 1. Gene Ontology annotation, biological process: GPI anchor biosynthetic process. The coding region runs from base 1 to 1260 and encodes 419 amino acids. NCBI's taxonomy places the organism in Eukaryota, Fungi, Ascomycota, Dothideomycetes, Botryosphaeriales, Botryosphaeriaceae. The transcript is spliced from 4 exons. The record is from RefSeq and is a predicted model, not a curated record. Gene Ontology annotation, molecular function: alpha-1,4-mannosyltransferase activity; GPI mannosyltransferase activity. Gene Ontology annotation, cellular component: glycosylphosphatidylinositol-mannosyltransferase I complex; membrane.
AUGGCCCAAUUGAUCUCCAACCCUCGAUAUGUCUUCUCGGCUGCUUUCGUCCUGCGCGCUGUCCUGCUUGUCUACGGCCUCUUCCAGGAUGCCUAUUCACCGAUGAAGUACACUGACAUCGACUACUUCGUCUUCACCGAUGCUGCCCGUUUUGUCUCCCAGGGCGCAUCUCCAUACAAGCGUGAUACCUAUCGCUACACGCCACUGCUUGCCUGGCUCAUCUAUCCUACCACAUGGUCCCGCCUAUGGUUUCACUCGGGCAAAGUCCUCUUCGCCCUCGGCGAUAUCAUUGCCGGUUGGUUUAUAUACCAGAUCCUGCGACGCACUGCCAAGAUGCCGACCGAACGAGCGAUAAAGUUUGCAAGUAUCUGGCUUCUGAACCCUAUGGUUGCUCAGAUAAGCACCAGAGGAAGUUCCGAGGGCCUCCUCGGCGUUAUCGUCACUGCUUUACUCUGGGCAGUUGUUCAGAGGCGCAUCGUGCUCGCCGGGCUCUUGCUAGGAUUUGCAGUGCAUUUCAAGAUAUAUCCAUUUAUUUAUGCUGCCUCCAUUGUCUGGUGGCUUGAUGAUCAAAAUCUGGGUAUGCCGAAAACGACUGCCCAGUCUGGGUCCCUGGCGUUCUUUAACAGAGCACGCAUCACCUUGGCCAUCGUUAGCCUUUUAACUUUCAUGGCACUGAACGCCGUCAUGUUUUUCAUCUAUGGCGAACCUUUCCUCGAGCACACCUUCUUCUACCACGUCAUUCGACUCGAUCACCGCCACAACUUCUCGCCUUACAACACGAUGCUCUACCUCAACUCAUCUCCCAUAGUCAAGCCAGUUUUGAAACUCGAAUCCUUAGCAUUCAUCCCUCAGUUGCUUUUCAGCACCAUCGCAAUUCCCUUGGUACUUGCGAAGAAAGACCUACCUUCCACGAUGCUUGCUCAGACAUUUGCCUUCGUUACCUUCAAUAAGGUCUGCACGAGCCAGUAUUUCUUGUGGUAUCUUAUCUUCUUGCCUUUUUACCUUCCCACAUCCUCUCUUCUUCAAACCCCUUCUAAGGGAAUGACGGCCCUUGUCCUGUGGAUUGUUGGACAGGCGCUCUGGCUACAGCAAGGAUACCAGUUGGAGUUCUUGGGCAAUUCCACUUUCGUUCCCGGCCUUUGGUUGGCUAGUGUGGUCUUCUUCCUGAUUAACACAUGGAUCCUCGGCGUUGUUGUCACAGACAUCGGAAGCACAGAAACUACGAGUCUUGUCUCUGGAAGCGAUAGGAAAACUUCCUGA